Molecule: messenger RNA, 3207 nt
Organism: Jatropha curcas
Lineage: Eukaryota; Viridiplantae; Streptophyta; Magnoliopsida; Malpighiales; Euphorbiaceae
Gene: GC6
Product: golgin Putative 6
Biological process (GO): intracellular protein transport; vesicle fusion with Golgi apparatus; endoplasmic reticulum to Golgi vesicle-mediated transport
Cellular component (GO): Golgi stack; ER to Golgi transport vesicle membrane; cytoplasm
Source: RefSeq, a predicted model, not a curated record
UGCCUUUUCGGUCAAAAUCUGUUUCUCUCUCUCUCUACUCAUGAAAAUAUAUUUAUUGACUUAUUAUUUGCAAUUAUUGUUCUUUUCUCCUUUUGAACUUCAUCUUCAUCGUUAGGGAUCCUAAAUUUGUCCUUCAGAUUGUUUAGAUGAACUAAAGCCCUAAUCAUCCAAAAUCUUAGAUUCACUCUGGUUCUAGGUAUUAAGCUGAGCUAGCAACAUGGAUUUGGCUUCUCGUUACAAGGGGAUGGUUGGGCUUGUUUUUGGCAAUGAGACUUCUGCUUCAAAUGAAGAUAGCUAUGUUGAAAGGUUGCUCGACAGAAUAAGCAAUGGUGUUCUGCCUGAGGACAGGAGGAAUUCCAUGGCUGAGCUUCAGUCUGUGGUGGCAGAGAGUCGUGCUGCACAGCUGGCAUUUGGAGCAAUGGGAUUUCCUGUACUUAUGGGUGUCCUAAAGGAGGAAAGAGAUGAUGUCGAAAUGAUUCGAGGUGCCCUAGAAACUCUUGUCAGUGCUCUGACACCUAUUGAUCAUGCAAAAGGGCUAAAGAAUGAGGUUCAACCAGCUUUAAUGAAUACUGAUUUGCUCUCCCGCGAGUCAGAAAAUAUAUCACUUCUUCUAAGUUUGUUGUCAGAAGAGGAUUUCUAUGUACGAUAUUAUACUCUUCAAAUUUUGACAGCCCUUCUCACGAAUUCUCCAAAUAGGUUACAGGAAGCCAUUUUAACUAUUCCUCGUGGUAUAACUCGGCUAAUGGAUAUGCUUAUGGAUCGAGAGGUCAUACGAAAUGAGGCGUUGCUGCUUCUUACUUACUUGACAAGAGAGGCAGAGGAGAUUCAAAAAAUAGUGGUCUUUGAAGGUGCAUUUGAGAAAAUUUUUAGCAUUAUCAAAGAGGAAGGAGGAUCAGAAGGUGGUGUUGUUGUUCAGGAUUGUCUCGAAUUAUUGAAUAAUCUUCUCCGUAGCAAUGUAUCUAAUCAGAUACUACUGAGGGAGACAAUAGGCUUUGAUGCUAUAAUAUCAAUCUUGAAGCUACGAGGGAGUGCUUACAGUUUUACCCAACAGAAGACAAUUAAUCUACUCAGCGCAUUGGAAACCAUUAAUUUGUUGAUAAUGGGAGGUUCAGAGGCUGAUCCUGGGAAAGAAACAAACAAGCUGAGCAAUAAAACAGUCCUGGUUCAGAAAAAGGUAUUGGAUUAUCUUCUGAUGUUGGGUGUUGAAAGCCAAUGGGCUCCAGUUGCUGUACGUUGUGUGGCAUUGCGAUGUAUUGGUGAUUUGAUUGCUGGACAUCCCAAGAAUCUUGAUGCCCUUGCAACCAAAGUCCUUGGUGAAGAGCCACAAGUAGAACCUGCUUUGAAUUCCAUUCUUCGAAUCAUAUUGCGGACAUCCAGUAUGCAAGAGUUUUUGGCUGCAGACCAUGUUUUUAAGAGUUUUUGUGAGAGAAAUCCUGAUGGUCAAACAAUGUUGGCAUCUACAUUAAUUCCUCAACCGUAUUCAAUGACUCGUGCUCCUAUUGAGGAGGAUGUGAACAUGUCUUUUGGAAGCAUGCUGUUACAUGGUCUUACCCUGGGUGAAAGUGAUGGGGAUCUUGAGUUUGAAGUUCAGACUUGUAGCAGGGCUGCUAGUGUACUUUCUCAUGUACUCAAGGACAACAUACAGUGCAAGGAAAGGGUUCUUCGAAUUGAACUUGAGUCGCCCACACCAUCCUUGGGAGCCCCUGAGCCACUAAUGCACCGCAUGGUGAAAUACUUGGCUCUUGCCUCCAACAUGAAAAACAAAGAUGGAAAAUCAAAUACAAAAGGGAAUUUGUAUGUUCAACCGAUUAUUUUGAAAUUGCUGGUCACUUGGCUGGCUGACUGCUCCGGUGCAGUUCAGUGCUUCUUGGAUUCACGUCCCCACCUAACAUAUUUGCUUGAGUUGGUGCUAAAUCCGUCUGCAACUGCAUGCACAAGAGGUUUGACAGCUAUUCUUUUGGGAGAGUGUGUUAUUUACAACAAGUCUAGUGAAAGUGGAAAGGAUGCUUUUACUGUAGUUGAUGCCUUAAGUCAGAAAGUUGGUCUCACAGCAUAUUUUCUUAAGUUUGAUGAAAUGAUGAAAAGCUUCCAUUUCUCCUCUGCAAAGCCAGCAGAGCCACAUAAACCAUUGACAAGAUCUGCUGCUGCUAGCAUGGCAGAGAUUGAAGAUGUUGAUGAGCUGGAUUCCUCUGAACAGAAGAAUGACGAUCAUCCCAUUCUCUCUUCAAUAUAUGAUAGUUAUUUUGUCAACUUUGUCAAGAGGUUGGAGGCAGAUAUCAGAGAAACUAUUGUUGAUGUAUACAGCCGUCCAAAAAGUGAGGUGGCAGUUGUGCCUGCUGAAUUGGAGCAGAAGAGCGAAGAAAGUGAUAAAGAGUACAUCAAGCGGCUUAAAUCAUUUAUUGAGAAGCAAUGCUCUGAGAUACAGAAUCUCCUUGGUCGGAAUGCAACUUUGGCUGAGGACCUGGCCAAGAUAGGUGGGAGUGGCUCUUUGGAAGCUGAACAAAGGGCUAGUGGGGGCUCUGAAAGAGUUCAAGCAGAGACUCUCCGGAGAGAUCUUCAGGAAGCAUCUCAACGAAUAGAGAUGCUAAAGGUAGAAAAGGCCAAAAUUGAAUCUGAGGCAUCCAUGUAUCAGAAUUUAGCUGGGAAGAUGGAAUCUGAUCUGAAGAGCUUGUCUGACGCUUACAACAGCCUGGAACAAGCCAACUUCCUUCUAGAAAAGGAGGUGAAAGCUUUGAAGAGCGGUGGGGCCGCAGCAAGUCCAGAUAUCGAGGCAGUAAGGGCAGAAGCUAGAGAAGAAGCUCAGAAAGAGAGCGAGGGGGAACUGAAUGAUUUGCUAGUCUGCCUAGGGCAAGAACAGAGUAAGGUGGAAAAGCUGAGUGCAAGGUUGUUGGAGCUAGGGGAAGAUGUAGAUAAGCUGCUUGAAGGUAUUGGAGAUGACAUGGGGCUGCCUGAUGAUGGUGAAGACGAGGAAGAUUGACAAGACACUCAUAAUGGUAAUGUUUGAAAUCCUGCUUUGUACAUUUCUGGGUGAAUUGUACAGAUUACUAAGUUAUUGUCUGCAAUAGACGUUCUCAUACAAUUGGAUUCGAUUUGCUGUUGCUUUAAGACCUGCUUGUCCUGUUGCCAUUUUGUUGUCUUUAUUGUGGCAUAACUUGGUGGUGCAUUUGUUUGGAAGACAAUAAACGAACCUGAACAUGAUUUUUUUUU